Molecule: messenger RNA, 1299 nt
Organism: Trichoderma gamsii
Lineage: Eukaryota; Fungi; Ascomycota; Sordariomycetes; Hypocreales; Hypocreaceae
Exons: 4
Coding region: 1-1299 (432 amino acids)
Biological process (GO): regulation of alternative mRNA splicing, via spliceosome; mRNA splicing, via spliceosome
Cellular component (GO): nucleoplasm
Molecular function (GO): mRNA binding; N6-methyladenosine-containing RNA reader activity
Source: RefSeq, a predicted model, not a curated record
AUGACAGCCAACAGCAAUCUUGAAGCUUCACUUGCAGAGGCCAUGGAAAACAUACUGCGGGAGAAGACAGUCCUGGACACGCCCGAUGCCCCCAGCGUCGAUCUUGCGACUGAAAGCGAUGUGAAGCUCUGGCUCCAGCAUACCGGAUUCUUCGAUGUCGACCAUCGCCAAAAGGUGCUGGGUGCUCUGCGACAGCUGAAAGCCCUGGAUGAACAGCGUCAGAAGAUCAUCUCGGAGAUUCACCACGCCACGCCUUAUGCUGUGCCUCCAUCGACUCCCGUCUUCUCCCAGAGCCAGAGCGUCUACUCGCCAUCUCCAUACUCGGCUCUCGCGAGAUAUCAUGCUACGGGCGUCCAAAGCGCUGGAGAGCUCUGUGGCUCUGAGCCCUCUGUGGUUGAUAAAGGAGCCGACUCAGAGUCUGCGUAUUCGACGUUUGAGAAAGAAUCGUUGUCUAGUCAACAACACGAUAUACCUGCUCCCGACUCCUCUGUCAAACACGCGCAAGAAAAUGAUGAGGUUGUCACUUCGCCUGACAAUGUUGAUGAUGCUGGUUUGGAGAACCAAAAAGAGCAGUCACUGGCAAAGAAGCUCAAGGCCGUCAAAGCCAGCGACACCAACGCAUGGCCGGACGAGGGUGUUCGGCCCUCGACACCUACACAAGAAGCACGGUUCUUCUUGGUCAAGUCUUUCAACUCGAUGAACGUUGAAAUGGCCCAGCGAGACGGACUAUGGAUCACAAAAGCUGAAAACGGCCCCAUGCUAAGCUUCGCCUUCAAACAAUGCAAAACCGUCUAUCUCAUCUUCUCCAUCAACAAGUCAAAGGCAUUCCAAGGCUAUGCUCGCAUGACCACAGCCCCUGAUCUCAACAUCGCCCCAGCCAAGUGGAUGAGCAACAUCAGCUGGAAAGCCAGCUACCCCUUCCGCAUUGAGUGGCUCAACACCCGCCGCACCGCCUUCUGGACGCUGGGAGACCUCAAAAACGCCUUCAAUGACGACGCCCCUGUCUUUGUCGGUAGAGACGGCCAGGAAUAUCCCGAGGACUGUGGGCACAAGAUUCUUGAGGUAUUGGAUCAAAGUCCGGAAGAGAGCAGUAAGAGUGGCGGUGAUUCUCCCAAGGCAGCUCCGGUUUCACCUUGGGCAACUCUAGCUAGCCCCCGUUCACAUGCAAAGUCUGGCAAAACGGAUGCUCUGAGUUGGCGACGCCAAGAAUCGUCCGGCUGGAGCUGGGAUGAAGCGGCCCCUCCUCAUACGGGUUCUGAGGCGGCGGAUGACUUGCCCUUGAUAGAGCUAGAGUACUAA